Molecule: messenger RNA, 1485 nt
Organism: Acytostelium subglobosum LB1
Lineage: Eukaryota; Evosea; Eumycetozoa; Acytosteliales; Acytosteliaceae
Exons: 5
Source: RefSeq, a predicted model, not a curated record
AAAGAGAUGAUGAACAUAGUUAACAUGUUGUUCAUGAACAAGGAGAAGCCGCCCUUCUUGGUGCUGCUUGGCGCUCAGCUGUUGUCUGUGGUCGGAGACAGCUUUGGCCAGAGGUGCAGUCGUGUCAGCUUCAAGCACUCGCCCAGACAUAUGAUGAUUGGUCUGUGUCUGAUGACAGCGAUCCAGAUGUUUGUAAUCUUCAGUAUAUUGCAGCUGGCACUGCCCGUCUCGAUAACAGGCGCCAUCUACAUUAAUAAUGUCAAGGUGCCAUGCUUCGAGCAGCUGGACGUCCAGGGCAAGAUCGAGGACUGCACACUACCUCCAAACAGCAACUGCACGGUAAUCCCAUGCAAGUCGCAAGGACCAUUCUCUAUGUUCCACUCCAUAGCACUGCAUCCCUUCCUACUGUGUAAUGGCGCGUUCAAUAUUAUAUAUUACAAUGGAGAGGUUAUGCUUUAUAAGGAGCCACUUGGACUGUUGUUCCUGGUCAUUGCCGCGCUGUCCUCCACUUUCCUGAUCAAUCCCUUGAACAAAAUAUUUGGUCAGCCAAUCAAUCAACCUAUCCCGCCUUUAAUUUAUGUGUUUGGUAUACUUGGAUCAAUACUUAGUGUGAUAGAGUUUAGUCCAAAGCCAUUGGUAACAUCAAAGGAUGGAACAGCCAACAUUCAGAACGCUGAUGAACAGUCGCCACAGGGUCUGAUCAACGAUGUUGAGGAGGAUAAUGCUGGCAAGACUGGCAAAUAUGACGAGUCGGUCGACUACUCCUACGACAAGAAGGACGAAGACCACGAGUAUCCAAUCAUCAAGAGUCUGCAGAAUGAGACCGACCCACUUCUAAACGACAACGUGGUCAUCAUCCCACAGCCCGACUCGCCAUACGUCAAGAAGGACUGGAAGUACUGGCUAAGCAUCGUUGGACGCGUGGCCAUGAUGAGUUUGCGCAUUCUCAUCCCCAUGAUGUUGCUGUGUCUGGCCAAUGCGCUGUGGAUGGAGACAUCGCUCUUCUACAACAAUGACUUCCGUGUCAAUGCGUUUGGCUACAACUCGCUCGAUCAGAUCCUGUUGCCAUUCUACCUGUUCCCCUUCAUGCUGAUCGUCGAUUUUAUCCCACCCCUCAAGAAGGUUAUCCUCACCGAGGAGGACGCCAGCGAGUCUCUGCUCACUGCCAUCAAGAACACCUGGACCGAGACCAAGCAUUGGAAGAACUUGGGUUCCCUAUUCCUCUACCGUUUCUUGAUUAACUCGCGUGCAAUUAUAUACUUCUACCUGGCCAUCGAGUAUGACCUCACUCUUGUCUACUUGGAGCUCACAUUGAUCCGUGUCGUCUUGAAUUGGAUUGGCGCUGUGAUCCUCAACUUGCUUGUUCCAAAGUUCAUUAAUGCAACUGCCGAAGAGAGAAGAAAGACAUUCCUUCCAGUCAACAUAAUUCUGAAGUGUGCUGGUACUGCUGGUGUGGUGGCCAGUUUGAUCAUUCUCAACAAGUAA